AUGUUCCAGUUACAGACUAAUGUGGGUAAGAGGAGAGUGACUGUAAAAAGGUAGAGUAAAUAGUUCCUUCACAAUUUAGCAAAUGACCCUAAAUAAUCUUCGGUUUUGCAAUUUUUGUUCCAUUAAAAUUGUAAUUUUGGUCUACACCCACUUGCUUAAAUGUUCUUGGAGAAAUUUAACAAAAUAAUAAAAAAUAUUGUUCGUUAGUUGUGAGACUUCUGUUUUUUUUCCAGCCAAGUAAAAGGUCUUUAGAUGUCAACUAUGCUUUUUAUCAUAAAUAAUAGGGCUGGUAAAUCACAAGAUAGUUCUUGGCAGUAAAUUUGUCUACAAAACUUCAUUCAUCUCCUCAAGUCAAUUAUUGUUGCUGUUGAAAAGCAGAAUAAUGAUAUACAGAGGAUAUAAAUUAUUGUUGCAUAAAUACAAGAUUGGCCUACCUACCCUUUCAUCAACAGUUAACCAACAUUGUGUCUAAUACAGUUACUGUAAGCUCUCCUUCUUUAAUCCAAAUUAAAUAUGCUACUGUAUAUCUCUUUUAAUAUCAAAUGAAAUGCAUUUAAUAGUUUAACUGUGUAUCGCUCUCGUCACAUAAGUGGAAAUCUUUUCCAGUGGUAGAAGCUUUGUAAAUAUUAGGUUCGAAUGAGAUGAAACAGGUCAGCAUGAUCUGUUCUUUUUUAGCUACAUCCAUCUAUAGAUCAAGAGCAGCUGUACUCACAACAUCAAUUAGAGGUAAGUAAUAGCAGUCAUGCUGUAACCUGGUUUAAUCCACCUCUGUCACACUGGCAGGUCAAAUCCACAGAGUAAAUACAAAGACAAUGGAAACCGCACAUGAUAUUUGGUGUUGCUCUGCAUACAAAUCAAAUAUACAUACAUAAGCAAUUUAGGACAUCAUUGAGGCCAUAUCAUAUGUGUGUGUGUGCGUGUGUGUGUAUGUGUCAAAAUUAAUGAAUCAGGUCCAUAUAAGAAGAAUUGUUAGGGUUCUUUUCACUAACCAGGGAAAUAAAGCAGAUUGGAACUGAAUUUUCAAAACAUAGGUCAAUAUUACCAAGAGUAUAGGUAUACAACAGAAUUCAAACUGGGUUGUUUUGGAUUUGAAUAGACAGUGUGAUGUUUAAUUAAUAACCCUAAACACUAAACUGAAUUGUUGGUACAAGGGAAUUUAAAUUCGAUUUCACUGAUCAGUUCCCAUUAAUGUAAUGUUAAGUGAACAGACCUCUGAAUCUGUACAUCCACUUCCAUGUGGCACUCAUUUUGGGCAUUUGCCCAGGCCAAUGCUGUGAUGUUGUGCCUGUGGACAUCUUAAGAUUUUUUAGAGGCACCCGUUUCUGCCACUAGCCAUGCUUUCAAUUAAACAUACAAUAAUAAUUCAUUCACUGCUAUAUACCUUGUGCAUAUAUUAUAGUAAUGCCACAUUUUGAUUAAUUUUAUUCACAGUGCAAGGGUCUAAUGAAGGCAAUUGCAGAAUUUGUUUUGUCAUAUAUCACAGCUGAACAACAGGUCGCUAAAUCAAUUUUACAAUGGAAAAAUGGGUCGACAAGCAAAACCAGUGACCGCAAUUUGGGUCCCUGUAAAAAAAAAAAAAAAGGUUAUGAAGUAUCAAUAUUUAUAUAAAAUGCUCAGUGUUUUAAUAAGAACUAUUUUCUUCUGAAGAUUUUGUGUGGUGAAUGAUAAAGGUGUACUGGUUUUAUUAUUUGUCUUCACAUAACUCUAUCCAACCUAAAUAAACACAAAAACACACAACCACAAACUAGACUAACCCCUCAAACUACUAUUACCACAAAAAAAAGAGUGCCUCAAUAAAUGAAUGUUAUCUUCAUACAUCACCCAGUGGACUUGUUUGAUGUAUUGUGAUUAUAAAAUAUUAACAUGACAAUGUUUGAUAGAAGGGAGCUGGGUAACAACAUACACAGGAUUCAAUAAGUUAAGAUGUAUUGUAUAUGUUAAUAUGUAUUGUGCAAGUUUGCAAUCGACCAUAACUUAAAUCUCACUAUGUUUUCAUUUCUGGGCCUAUUUCAGUGUAUAUUGAAUGCCACGGUCAGUGAAAACUUAAAUGACCCCUUUCCCUGGUCUCUUUGCGUUUAAUAUAACCAGGGACCCGUGACAGCUUUGCACAGAAGCCAUCAUAUGCGAAAACAAUAAAAAAAAAGCGAGGAAUAUGAAGCCAAAGUGCCGAGGGAAAAGGGAGGUAACGAGAGGAGGAGGGACUUGCUUGUCUGUCCCCCCCCUCCUACAAAAAGCCGAGUUGGAUAGGUAACGCAGUGACUGCCCCCCUGCAGUAAUUUCCCAGUGUCAGGGAUCUUGUAACUAGGCAACAGCGCCAGGGCAGCCAGAGAUGCUGCGCAGGAGAGAUACAGAGCGUUCCAUGGCGUUCUAAGCCCAUUCUACACUGCAAGUGCACGGCUGCCCGGCUGCCCGGCUGCCCAGCUCCCCAGGGCACAGGGAGCUUGUCUAUCAUAUCACUGCACAGAACCAGGAGGAGGUGGGAAUUAAAUAAAAAAGAAAAAAAAAAAUUCACUUCCCAGUAUAAUGAAGCAUGGAGGAGGUAUAGAGUCUCCUGGAGUACCGUGGCAGGACAAUGGGAGCAGGGCUUGCUGUCUGUGUGACCCUAUUGCUGGUGGAUAUUCAGUGUAUGGCAGAUGGAUUAAGGAAAGCUCCGCUGAUCAGAUCGCUGGAGAUCUGAGGGGGACCCCCGAGCUGACAUGUCCUCUUGUCCAGCAAAGUUGCUCCCGAUUUGCUCGCGUUGGCCAGCAGCUUUGACUUCCUCCACUCAUUCCCGGUGAGUCAAUGGUAGGUGGACGUGAGAGAUCAAUGCACUAAGAAAGGGGGUGAGUUUUAUGACCCCCCUCAUUGGUGCAUCAUCCCUUCAUCUCUGUCUCCGUUCAUAUGACCCUCUAGCGUUUGCAACACAAAAUAUUUAUUUUGGCACUUCCAUUUUGAGAAAGAAAGAAAAAAAAAAUCAGAUGCAUUAGUUAAAGAUGUGAUGCUUGGUUCAUUUCACUGAUAGCUGUAUUUUCAGCAUCACCUUCGUCAUAAUCCUGCUGAUUGGUUGUCAGGGAUACUUAUAGGUUUAUACGAUCUUUCUAAAAAGAAAUUGCAUUGAUCACUCACAAUACAAUUCAGAAUUCUAAAAAGUUACAAUGUAAAACCUACCUGUUCUACAGUCAGAUCUAGAUCAAUAUAAUUAUUGAGUUCAGUUUUUAUUUUGUUUUGUAAUUAUUUUGAAUAACAGCAAGUAGUUUUUUUUUUAAAGUUAUUAAGAUUAAUAAUGAUUUUAAAUCCAUGUAUACUGAUUCCCCGUAUUAAAUUACUGAAAAUAGCAAGAAAUGUAAUCUGUAUUUUAAGCUUCUGUGCAAUAUGGUGUCAGAACAGUCAUACUUUUAUGAAGCCACGAAGUGGAAAUAUUCACAAAACAAAUGUAAAAAUGAUACCAACAAUAAUUCCCUGCAGGUGUUAAAAUAGCCCAUGGUAAGUGCUGCUAUUGCCUUUAGUUAGGGAUUUCUUUCUUUGACUUGUUAAAUGAGUCAUUACACAGUGUACACAGUCACGUUUUAUGACAUUUACGUUUACUUACACACAAUGAAUAAAAUAACUCUUUAAAAAAACAACAUACUUUUUGUUCAAUUCUUCUCAUUAACCCUUUGAGAUCUAGAGGAUUGAGCAUAGCUCCACUUUGCCUUUAUCCUUAUUAUGACCUCAAAGGAUAAAUGAUUUCUUAGAGUAUAUCAGCCAUUGCAUAGUGUAUAUACUCAGCCUGUGUGAGAUGGACCAUUAUACCUCUACAGCUAAAAUCACAGUGCUAACAGUGAACCAGAGAGCAGUGGUUAUUUAUAAAAGAUCAGCAAUUGUUGAUUUAAACAGUGACAGGUUUAUUCUGGAUGUAUGCUUGUAUUUCAGUUUUAUUUGACAAUGGUAGUGCAUUUUUUACUUUACUGCUGCAGCACAGAGUCUCUAAAAGUAUUCUGCUUUGAAAUAUGACUGCGAUUGUUAAUGUCACAUCUUUCCAAUGACAUCACAGAGAGCAAACACACAUAUUUGCCUAUAGACGUAUAUGAAGACUUUUUUUUUAUUUAGUCCACAAGUCACUGUAACCUGUAACUGUUUGAAUUGUGUAUCUUAAUUCACUUAUUUUGAGAUUAACAUCAGGCGAUUGCAUUUAUUCAUAUACCAAACCUGGCAUUGUGUGAUUUCACACGAUCUGCGAAUAUUACAAUCAUUAUUCUCUAUUUUUUCCUUUCUAGUCUCACAGCUGCAUCACUUCCACCCAGCUAGAUUACAUUUCAUAUAUUGUCAAAGUAGACAGUUGUUCGCAGAAACUAUCAUUAUGCAGUUUCAACAUAUUUAAUCACUUUAACACUUUUUCAAUAUAUUAAACAUCAGUAGGUGCAGGUUUAAAACUGAGCCCUCUAUAGAAUGUGUAGAAUCUUUUACAAUGACUGUGUAUCAGUGCGCUUUAAGAUUUAGCAGAGAAUAUUUGAUAAUAACUAUGCAGGUUAAGGUGUCAUUUCUUUUGCAUAAUUUAAUAUUGCAUAUAUUGUAAUGAAUUUAUAUUACGCUGGGGAAACUGCAAGCGUCAUAUCUGAAAAUGCAAGUCCUGAAAUUUUGAGGUUACAUAAACUGGUGACUAAGCCAAAACUUAAAAAUGGAGCUGAGUGGCAAAUCGACUGCUGGCCUUUACUGAAGAAAAGGUCACAUGUAGAGAGGACGUGUGAACUGAGCAACCUGGUUUAAUAUAAUUUUUAAGCUAAAAUAUCAGCCAUACUUCUACACCUGCUCAGUAAUUUGCCAAUGGCUUUUCUAUCACUAGGACAUCUGUCAUCUUGGAACAGCAUUUCUAAGUCGGAGACACUUGAAAAAGACUUGUUUAUCAAAGUAACCAAAAUAUCAUAAUUUUUUCCAAUGAGCACAUGGUGGCUACCAUUUUAUGCUAAAUGCCAUUGGCACCUGAAAAUUCAUAAAUGUGAAGCAACAUGGUGCACACAUACUACAAGACAAAUACACCAAAUUAUAAACACAUACUAUCCUGUAACCUGAUUGGUGUACAACAUUUCAUUUUUUUUUUAGUUGGUAGUCAUCAAAAUUAUACUCAUCGUUUGAAUACUGUUUCCUUAGUUUUGCAGAAAUGAAUUGUGUCUACCUACUUAGACUCGUGAUCCUGAUUGAAAAAUACUUGGGGGAAAUGGGUGCCAUCUGUUCUCUAUUUCAGCUGUGAAUGGACCAUGUAUAUUGGUGCUAUGCCCAGAAAGAGAUCUGUAGAGCAGUUCAUUAAGCAUCGAUUUGGAAAUAAAAACACUGUAAACUCUUCCUAUUCCUAGUAAUUAUGCAGCACUCAUUUGCCUUCCAAAAGGAAGCAGACUUCCAAGAUAUUUUUUGAAAAUUAUUAAUUAAAUAUAAAGAACAGAUUAGCUUUUAAUGCAUAAUGCUAUGUUUUCUGUAUGGUAAGAAUUAGUAUAUUGAAUAACAAGUUACAUAUUACUUCCAAUAUGCUUAUGUACAUUACCUUUAUAUAGAUAUAUAUCUCUUGACCGAUUGACUGACUGAUUGAUUAAUUGAUUUGUGUCACAGUCCCAGGCAUAAAUUAUGUCCACCUUGUAUUACUGAUGUGCUGGAAGAGGGGCUGGCAGGAAAGAGAGUGAGAGAUACUAUAUGCAUGUGUUACUCUCUGCCCUGUAGCUCUGCAAACAUGCCAGUAAAGGGAGAGGGACUGCAUUUCGUGAUGGCAGUUGAUGCCUGGGUGUGUGACUCCAAUAAUUCCCAGGCAGGAGAUAUGUCCUUGUAUGUCGUGGUGUGACCCCAGGAGAUACCCAGAUGUGCAUGUGUUUGAGUGUAUGUCUGUUUGUUGCGUUCGACAGCAAUUGAAAUGGUGUUCAAGUUGUUGUAAAGCAAAAAUCUAUAAAAAUAUAUAUAUAUAUUUUAAAAAAAAUGAUAUUCACGUAACUUAAAAGUUACAUAAUUUUGAAGUAUACAGUGCCAAAACAAUGCUCUAGAGUCAUCAAUAAACCACUCUGCCCUCUGUUUCCUGGUUUGUGAUAUCUCCAGGAAUCCUCAAUGACAAUUUCCCACAAUGCUCUGUUCACAUAUAUACAAUGUAUUUUGUAAGGGAUUUGUUUUGCCUCCCUUUCUAUAUAUACAUAAUACCAUACCAUAAUACUCCCACAUAUAUGCAGUACACACAAAUAUAUUUUUGCACUGUAUAAAUCAUAAUAAUAAUGCUAACUAUAUAUAUAUAUAUAUAUAUAUAUAUAUAUAUAUAUAUAUAUAUAUAUAUAUAUAUAUAUAUAUAUAUACAUAUAUAUAUAUAUAUAUAUAUAGUUAGCAUUAUUAUUGAAUUUAUACAGUAUUAUUAUUAGGAUUUAUACAGUGCAAAAAUGUUCUGCAGCAGUUGACAAUUAUAGAAUGGGGAUAUUUGACAACAAGUAAUUGACAUAUAGAAUGUAACAGAGACAAGAGGUGAAGAAGGCCCUGCUCAAACGAGCUUACAAUCUAUUGGGAAGGAGUAAAGACACACAAUAGAAAUUACAGCAUGUGAGAGGGGAGGGGGUGUAGGAAUCGAUGGAUAAGAUUCUUGUGUCAAAAAAGGCUGGUAAAAACGGUGUGUGGAGGGAGAGAAAGUGAGCUACGCUAUGGAUGCGAAGGAACUGAUGAGGGCAGUGAAAUAUAUAUGUAUACACAAACACACAAAACUAUUUCAUAUUAUCAAUAUAUUUCACCAACCAACAAAAUUAUGUACCAUCUUUUGUUUCUGGUUAACCACACAACACUUAGGUGCCAGUGUUUUUCCCCUGUUAGUUUGUUGCUAAUCUUUGCUUACGUGUUGACAUUGAUUUUUGGAAGUACCAUGUAUGCUAAAAGCUAAUGUGGGUUACCUCUGUUUAUUGAUUAGGAAUCUGAUAGACUGGACACAGAAUUGGAAGGAAACAAUCAACAAUAAAGUGGCUUGCUAGACUGCACACUUUUGGAAUAUAUUUAAGAUCAGAUAAUUGAAAUGUAUUGUGAGAUACUGUGAUGUGUUUUUAUUGAUUUUUCGCUUUCCCAUUUCCUUCUCUUGGAGGGAUUUUUGCAGGCACUAUAGAGAGCAGACAGUUGUCUGUAGCUUUACAACAAUGCAUUUAACCCAAUAAAUGUUGCAGUUUUACCAUCAGAAUUGCAUUUAAUGUAACAAUACCUAAGAACAUGUGAACACAGAAUGUUUUAUUACUUGUAGCAAUAAUAAAACAUUCCAGGUAGCAGAAAAUUAUUUAAACACAGAACAUUUUUUCUUUUUAAAUAUUAGAACAUUUCAUUUUCUAAACUCUCCAAUAAUAUAAAUUAUAUUCGUUUUUAAUUAGACAUCACUCCCUUUCUCAUUUAACCUUUUAUUGUGCGAGAGUGAUACUAGCAACAAUGAUAUUCAGUAAAAUGAGAAUUGUGGGAAUUUUAAAGUGAACUCAAAGUGAAUAUCAAAUGCAAAGCUAAAUAGCCAAAAACUAGAAAAUGGAAUUGACUUUGAGAAUUAUUUCAAUCUUGCUAUUUUGGCCCAAAUUUUCAUAUUCACUCUGAAUUCUUACUUUAGUGAAUAAGGCUUAAAUCAACCACAAUGCAUGUUUUUGUGUUAACUGGAUUCUCCGAAUUUUUGCAGGUUCAAUCUAUCACAUACUUUUUUUGCAGUUUAGAAUCGAGUAGCUAUGUUAUGGUUAUAUUCAACAGAAUCAUAUGCAUAUACACUUAUACCAAAAAAAAAUUUGGCAUAUUGAGAUAAUGCGACAACAAGGAACCGAUAUGCAAAUUAAGUAACUACAAACAACACAACAAAAGAGUAAUGUGUGAUUACUUUUAUAAUUCUGGUAGUUGAAAUGGUGUAAUUUCAAAGUCUUAUUUGGCUAUAAAACCUUCAUGAAAAAACAACCAUUCUGUAGUGCUGCUCAGUGGUGACUUAGAUAUAAAAGAUAAAGAAUAUAAAAAAACAAAAUGAACUAGUAGGGGAGAUUUAUCAAAGUGUUCUGAAAAAUGCCUGUGUGAGGUUUCAAAAAAAUCAGCUUCAAUCUAUUAAGCUAUAUAAAAAAUAACCUCAAAAGUAUCACCUUUCCACAUUAUAUAUUCAGACUGAUUUUUGCUCCUCCACAACUACAUCCCACUAAGUAUUUUGCGUUACUUUCACUGUCCACAAUAUAAGAGGUGUAACAAUGUCAGAAGACAGUACUUUAAUGGUGCAAAAAACAAAUAAAAAUGCACUACUAUUAUAAUAUCGAAUAUAAUAUAGAUAAUAUAAACGAAAUACGCUACGCAAAAGUAAAACAAGAAAGAAUGACAAAAAAGUUGUAAAAGUAAUAAAUAGUGAAGAAGUCCAUUAACAAUGAUAAAAAAAAGUAGAUAGGGUGCAGGUUGUCCAGUGACUUUUUGAUAAAUCUCCCUCAGCAUAGCCACACACUGUCAUUUCCUUUCUUUUUCACAACACCAAAACCUAAUAAAUUUGCUUUAUUAAGUAUAGGAUAUUCAUGGAUGAUCCCAAUAUACUGAAUUAAAUCUUUGGGCUUCCAUAAAAGAAAACAAGCCUUUGGUAUGUUACAUCACAUUUUGAAUCUGUGUACAUUUCUUUCCCUAUCCCUGCACUGUCUGUUCAUCCAUUUUUCCCUCCACCCAUCUGCCCAUCCAUUCAUCUUCAUGGCACAUAAACAAAGCACAUUCUGCUUUUUACAUACUUGGAACCUGUUAGGAAAAAUGUUACAAUAAUUAGCUGAUGAGCAAGUAGAAGCAUCCAGGAGAGCUAAGCAUAACCUGGGAGCAUGGGCGUCCGCAUUAAUUUUUCCAGGGGGGAGGCAUAAUUGUAAUGACAUCCAUUAUAAAGCAAUCACCUUUCUGCUCCUUGCAGACCCUUUCUGCUCCUUCUCCUACUUUACCUUUGUGCUCCAUCUGAUUCUUUCUGCUCCUUUAACUUUAUGCUCCUUCUGUCCCUUUCUGGUCUUUGCAGACACUUCCUUCUCCUUGCAGACUCUUCCUGCUCCUUGCUGCCCCUUGCAGACCCUUCCUGCUAAUUUCUGCUCCUUCUCCUACUUUACAUUUGUGCUCCUUCUGCCCCUUCCAGCUAUUUGCUGACCCUUUCAGUCAGGAGAGAGAAGCAGAGAUAAGAUGUAGCUUCCUAUCCCUGUCUCUCGUCAUACACAGCGCCACCUACUGGCCGGCACCGGUUUUGCACUGUAUUUUCAAUCUCACACGAAAAAUAGCAGAACAAGCUGAAAAAUCCAGGGGAGGGGAGGGAAGUGCCUCCCCUUGCACCUCCCCUGUGGACGUCCAUGCUUGACAUCAAAAUGAGGGAUGCUGUUCAGUUUUUCUAUGGACAGGAAGUUCUAUGAUUGUCAGAUCUUUCUGUUUUUUAGACAUAAAACUAUAUUGUAGCUGUAGCAGAUGCAUUUUGAUUGCAUGUUACUGCUGACGUGUUUCAGCAAACAACUAAGAGUCACACUGGCUUUUGCAAAUGCUGUGUUACAUUAAUGAAUUAUAAAUGCACAAUUUCAGAUAACAGAGUUAAAAGCUAUUGGAUUAGUCAUAAUAUUGCAUGCCUGUAUAACAAAGCAGUUGAAAAUGUUGAAUAGAGAGGAUAAGACAGGUUGUGAAAUCAUCUAAUAAGAGUAUCUAUUUAGUAACAUCGCUUCCAUUGGGAGCAUCAGGGUACAUACUUUAGAUAGUUGUAAUUGUAUGUGGGCUAAUUAUGCUGUUAGAUAGUUACAUUAUAAUAUGUCUGGUCUGUGCCCUUGAUCAUUGCUGACGAGAGCACUUGCGGAUCUUCAAAAAUAUCAAAUUAUUAUAUAUUAUAUAUAUAAAUAUAUAAUUAUAUUUUUAUAUUAUUUAUUCAUCAUAUCAUCAAUGUAAUGUUACCAGUGGAGUAUUUUGGUUUUGUGCUGCACUAGGCAUGACUAAACUUGGGCACCUUACUAAUUUAAAUUUACCCUACCCCUUCCUCUCAAGCCCACACCUCUUCCUGUUUAAGACCAGCACACACUUUGACAGACACAUGUCCUCACUGAUACAUGCACUGACAUACACUCACCGACACAUACACUGUUUAACCAACACACACUUUCACUGACAGACACAGACUGAUAGGCACACAUUCUCAGAUACACAUACACUGACAAACACUCACUGACAGACACACACUGACAUCCUCACUGAUUUGGCACACUCUGAAAGACAUACACACAUACACUCACAGACACACAUUCAAUGACAGACACAAACUGACAGACAGACAUACACAUUUACUAACAGACACACACUGAUAGACACAUACACAUUCACUGACAGACACUCACACAUUCACUAACAGAAACAUUCACCGACAGACACACAUUCACUCACAGAUACACACUCUCACUCACAGACACACACACAUUCACUGAAAGACACACAUGCUCACUCACAGACAAACUCACACAUACACUGAGAGACACACACUCACAGGCACACAUACAUUCACUGACAGAUAAACACUGUCACUGACAGACACACACAUUCUCUGACUGACAGACAGAUGCACUCACUGACAGACACACACAUUCACUGACACACACACAUUUUUUCAUACACUCAAAAAUGAUUUUUUUUUUAAAUUUAAGUCAAACCAGCCUCCCUACUAUCGGGGCAGCUGGAGUGGGUUCUUUCCCCGGGGUCCAGUGUGGCUGCUGGGCUACUUGGCAGGCUGAAGGAUUGGUUGCUGGGCUGGCUGCUGAAUGCUGGGCAAGUGCACAAUUGAGGUGGUGAGGGAGCUGUAAUCUUCUUGCUCUGCUCCCUCAGAGUUCCUUCUGAUGAUCCAAACAAACAUAAAAAUCCCAAGUGAAGGGAUUUUCAUUAAAAAAGGGAAAAUAGGGGGCGUGGACGACCAUGAAACCAACAGGACGCAUCUCGGUGGAGCUCCACAAAGGCCCCACCACAAUAGGCAAAAACGAGCUGAAAAAAUAAACCUAAAGGCAUCUACUCACAAACCCCCACACAGAGAAAGUCAUGGUGAGAAAAAAUAAGAAAAAACAGAAGUCGAAGGCGUCUAAGCUGCCCAAUAUCAGGCUAUCCUUUGAGAGACCUGCGCCGCCGUCUCAACCCAAGAUGGCGCCCGAGCCUCAAUACAGCCCAGAGAUCUCGGAAGACUCCGAGGCAGAGAGGGAAUCCCCUGCCUUGCUGGACCCAGGCGGAGCGACGUCAGCCUCAGAAUCAGAAGAUGACUCUUCUCCCUCCACAAAAGGAGAUAUAAAAAAACUACUCACGGCCAUGCAGCGGAUCUGGAAAGCUGACAUACAGCAGACCCAGACUGAAGUUGGCGACAUCCACAGGAGGGUACAGGAGGUAGAGGAGAGGGAGGCUUGCAACACAGCCAGACCAAAAAAAUGGCUGGAAGGACUCACAAAUCAGGUCCAACAGCUGUAGAAAACGGUGCUCAGCUUGGAAUUCAGACACCGUCUGUGAAAUAUCCGUCUGAGAGGUGUGCCAGAGGAGGUAGGAGACGAGGCCCUGCUCCCAACUGUGAAAAGGCUGCUAGUCUCCAUGGGCAUUACAGACAACCCAGAAACCCCCCACAUAAAGACAACUUUCCAAAUAUGGAAAUCAGCGACAGCCCCAGAAACAGCACCCAGGGAUGUCAUCGCAGUGACCAGAGACAUAACCACACGCAGCGUGAUAAUGAAACGCUGCAGAGAGAUGGGCAAGUGCGGUUUGAGGGGCACUCAGUUGUGAUCUAUAGCGAUCUAAACUUCCAAGUCCUUGUGGAAAAGAGAAAACUGUCACAAGUAGCCAAACGGCUAUGAGACAACGCUAUCAAAUACCGCUGGGACACAGGGGGCUCAUUGGUGGUACCCCGGGGGAAGGACACUCUAACCCUCUCCUCGACUGAAGACCCACGGACACUACUCCAAACCCUUGGGCUGUUGGCUGAGCACCAGGAAGCAACAGAACUCACAGAGGUAAAGCCAACAGCACACAAGAGCCCAGGGGGGCACCCGAAAUUUGACAAGGGAUGGAUCCACAGGAUAACUAACGAACCGUGAACCCGCAAGAGAUUGUGACCCUUCGACCAAUGCCCUCCUGGCGCCUACACGAACUCUGGCCAUAUGACCUACAGUCUUUACUAAGUGGCUACUAAAAAAGACUGGACAUACCAUUUGCAAAAGAAGACAACCCAAGGUAUUGCAAAUGGGGUAUGUCCAGUCUUUUUUAGUAGCCACUUAGUCACAAACACAUUUAGCAUUUUAUGCAUUUUUAACACUCAAACAAAUAUGAAUGCUAACUUUGGCCAGUGUUUGUGACUAAGUGGCUACUAAAAAAGACAAAUUUGAAUCUAUUUAGCAGUUUUUUUCACUAGCUUUUGUAGAUGAGUAAAAGAGUUUUCAGGUAAAAGUAAAAAAACUUAUUUUUUUCAAUUUUUCAUCAUAUUUUUUAUUUAUUUUUAAAUUAAAUUACAUGAGAUUAUAUAAAAAAUGGUAUGUUAAAAAAGCCCCUUUCGUCCUGAACAAAACAAUGUAUAAUUUGUAUGGGAACAGUAAACGAGAGAGCGGAAAAUUACAGCUAAACACAAACACCACAAAAGUGUAAAAAGAGGCCUGGUCACAAAUGUACAACAUCGCAAAAACAGUGCGGUCCUUAAGGGGUUAAUUAAAAAUUUUUUAAAUAUGGUGAAAUAUUGAAAAGAAAACAAGUUCUUUUACUUUUACUUGAAAAAUCUUUUACUCAUCUACAAAAGCUAAUGAAAAGUUAUAGGGCUCUAAGUACAAGUAGGAUAUUGCGGAUUCAAAAUAUAAAUUUUUAACAUUUAUCAAUAGUGACAUUGUAACACUGUUAUCUGUCAUAAAUCUCUGAAAAACACCCCACAUGUAGAUAUUUUUUUAAUCUUAAUUUUUUAAUUUAAUUUUUUUUUUAUCUAAGGAUAUUUUGAUACUUUCUAUGCAGCCAUUUUACCACCAAUCUUUGCCAAACUUCGCAUAGGUAGUUUAUUUUUUCUCUUUUUUUUCACAUACAUUGCAAUUCAGGUAUAAAUUCACAGAUCCUGUUAUGUGUUGCUGCCAAAAAACACACUAAUAUGUGUUCAGCAACAUCUCCUGAGUACAGUGAUACCACCCAUGCAUAGGCUUGUUGGGUUGUUAGGGGGCUAAAAGGCCAUAUUUGGCAGGAGCGCAUAUCCGUUUUCCAACUUGGAAUUUUGACAUGUAGUCAACCUACGCCCAUGUCCUAUUUGGGCCAAUGUAUUUUACCCCCAUCAAACCAUAUAUUUUUGAAAAUUAGACAACCCGGGGUAUAACUAUAAUACUACUGAAUAUUAUUUUUAUGCAAAUAUAUAUAUAUAUAUAUAUAUGUAUAUAUAAAUAGCGAGGGCUUGCACUCCUGGUGUAAUCCUGUGGUGCCCGGUGCUGGUCUGGCAAGGAUCAUGUAGACAUAGCAGAAAUGACCGCACUCCAAGGACUUUAUAGAGAUUUUCAAAUAAAAUUUAGCUUUUAGUCAAUCCAUUUAAAAAGUCAACGUUUCAGCUCCCACAUGGAGCUUUCAUCAGGACAAAAAUCAGGACUGUUUUGUCCUGAUGAAAGCUCCAUGUGGGAGCUGAAACGUUGACUUUUUAAAUGGAUUGAAUAAAAGCUAAAUUGUAUUUGAAAAUCUCUAUAAAGUCCUUGGAGUGCGGUCAUUUCUGCUCUGUCUAUAUGUAUAUAUAUAUAUAUAUAUAUAUAUAUAAUAAGAAGUUAUAUAAGGAAUCUGAUGAAGCAACCUCUUUAGGCAAAGAAUUACACAACUUUAUUGUUUUUAUUGUAAAGAGCUCUUUCCUCUGCCGUAGGCUAAAUCUUCUUUCUUAAAAUCUCAAUAGAUUAAAAUUGUAACGUGCAGUAGAAUGCUUGAAAUGAUAUACUUGUGGGGCAAAUGCACCUUUCCUGCUGGUUUAAAUACUUUGUUGUUAUUAUUAUUAUUAUUAUUAUUUUACAAUCUUUACAUGACUCCUCUUGGGCUUAUUUUAUUUGAAGGUUUUUUUUUUAUUGUUUUGUUUUCUGCCACCAUAUUAGUACCACCAUAUUAAAUUAUUUUAUGCAAUAUAUUGUGAAAAAUAUGAAAUAAAUUAAGAGUACCCCAAAAAUAAAUUAUAGAAUCAAAUACAUAUAUGGAAAAAAAAAAUUAAAUUUUUUUUUUACAUUCUUUAAUUUUGCAGUGCAAGAAUUUACCGACAUGUUUGUGAUGCCACGACAGCAUUGACAAGCUUUCAAUAGCGUACACAUUGAUACAUAGGCAUGGCAUGUAAGAGAAUUGCACUAUUUUAAAAUAUAUUGAAAACAAGUGUGUCAAAAAAGAUAGAAAAGGAUAUAAAUGGAGCUCGAGUCCUGCAGGAAAGUGUGGUAUUGGCGUUUCUGAACUUUUUACACAACAGGAACACCGUUCCCGUUAGUAGUCCUGCAGGACAGUGGCGUACCAAGGAGGGGCGGGGGGGGGGGUGGCACCCCAGGUGCAUUUUGCCACCCCUGUGUCUUAUUUAAAGGGAUCAGGCCACUUACAGGAGUCUCCAUGCUUGUUUCACAUCCAGUAGCAGCAGAUCUUCUGUUCUCACGAUCCGCGAGAGCCAUAGCAAACCACGGCAACGCUCUUGCGGAUCACGAGAACAGAGGACCUGCUACUGCUAGAAGUGGACUAAAGGUGGAGUGUCCUUGACUCCUCUUCUCUAGACAACUAUGCUGCGCCACCAGACCACCAGGGAAUUCAGUGUGCCCCCCCUCCCUGGACACUGGUAAGAGUCAGGGAGGGGGUGAACCCAGGUAAGAGUCAGGAAGGAGGAGGGAACCCAGGUAAGAGUCAGGAAGGGGGGGGACCCAGGUAAGAGUCAGGAAGAGAGGGGGGAACCCAGGUAAGAGUCAUGGAGGGGAGGACCCUGGUAAGGUAAUACACACACACUGCAUCCACUACACACACACGCACACACUGCAUCCACUAUACAAGCACACAUUCUGCAUCCACUACACAAGCACACUGCAUUCACUAUAAAAACACACACUGCAUACAUUAUACAAACACACAGACACACAUUUAUACAUGUGUGUCUGUGUAUCUGUAUGUCUGUGUAUCUGUAUGUGUGUUAGUAUAUGUGUUUGUAUAUGUGUAUCUGUAUGUGUCAGUGUGUGUACGUGUAUCUGUAUGUGUUUAUGUGUAUCUGUUUGUGUGUCGUUGUUUGUAUCAAUGUAUCUGUGUAUCUGUAUGUGUGUGUCUGUAUCUGUAUGUGUGUCUGUGCCUGUGUGUCUCUCUCUCUGUGUGUUUGUAUCUAUAUGUGUUUGUAUCUGUGUGUCUAUCUGUAUGUGUGUUAGUGUUUGUCUGUAUCUGUGUAUGACGGUGUUUCUAUGUAACUGCAUGUGUGUGCCUAUAUGUCUGUGUAUCUGUAUGUGUGCUAGUCUGUGCAUAUGUGAGUGUAUGUGUAUGUGCAUACAUCUCAGCAUUUCGCCUACACUACACACAAAUACAACCCUGCAUCCAAACGUCAACACUACCACCAUAUUCAAAAACCACACUACAGAAAAAUGCACGCCUGCAUUCAAAUGCUAAUACGCCUGCAUUCAAAUGCAAACACACCCAUACAUUCACUCACACAUACUCCAUAAAAAAACAUGCUUAAAUGUGUAUGACUUUUUUAUUUUUUGGGGGGUGGGGGUUUCCCACACUUUCUUCCUCAGGACUUGACCCCUGGAUAUAAAUGAUAAUUCUACUGAGCAUUCUGAUUGCACAAGAGGAAAACAUGAGGAGAAAGCCACCAAGUAGAUUAAUCACUAAGCUCAAGACAAUAGUCAGGGCCAGUGCAAGGAUUUCUGACAACACAGGUGAAGAUGCGUUUUGCCGCCCCUCCUCCCCACAAAAAAUGCAUCUUCACCUGUGUGUCAUGUAACCCCCCCUUUUAAAUUUCUUACCCCCUUCAGUGUUUUUAUCCUAUCAUUCGAAUAUCUUACUUCCUUUUUCUCCUUUGUGUGUCUUACACCCGCUUUGCUGUGUUUUAUCUCCUUGUGUUUCUCUUACAACCCAUUUGUGUAUUUUUUACUUACUCCAGCCCCUUUGUCUGUCUCUUUCUUCUCCCCAGCUCCUUUGUGUGGCUCUUUCUCCCCCAAAGUCCCUUUGUACGUCUCUUUCUCCCCACAACCCUUCUGUCUGUCUAUGUGUCCUCCCUCAGCCCCUCUGUGUGUCUCUUUGCCCCCCCCCAUGUGCAUACAGCCUCUAUGAGUUUCUCUUUUUGCCCCCCAGCAUUCCUGUCCCUUUCAAUGUCCCCCUCCCCCUAUACCUUUCAUUGUCCCACCUCCCCUCCUGUGCCUUUAAAUGUCCCCCACCUUUUAUUGCCUCCCCUGAACCUAUUAUCCCCCUCCCCUCCUGUACCUUUUAUAGCCCCCCCUCCUGUAACUCUUCUUGUUCCCCCCUUCCUGUAACUCUUCUUGUCCCCCCCCCGUAACUCUUCUUGUCCCCCCUCCUGUAACUCUUCUUGUCCUCCCUCCUGUAACUUUUAUUGUUCCCCUCUCCUGUAACUCUUCUUGUCCUCCCUCCUGUAACUUUUAUUGUCCCCCCCAACUCUUUUUGUCCCCCACCUCCUGUAACUGUAACUUUUAUUGUCCCCCCUCCUGUAACUCUUCUUGUCCUCCCUCCUGUAACUUUUAUUGUCCCCCUCUCCUGUAACUCUUCUUGUCCUCCCUCCUGUAACUUUUAUUGUCCCCUCUCCUGUAACUCUUCUUGUCCUCCCUCCUGUAACUUUAUUGUCCCCCCCCUAACUCUUCUUGUCCCCCACCUCCCCCACCUCCUGUAACUGUAACUUUUAUUGUCCCCCACUCCCCUCUUACUUUCCAUUGUGCCUCCUUCUGCUCUCUCCAUGCAGCGUGGUUGAGCGGGCGGUACGCGGUAGAGGAUCCUGUUUCCUGUCCCAGUCUGAGAGGAAGCAGUGUGUUGCAUCUCCUGUCAGACCGGGUAAACCGCGGCCCGCCCGCUCGGCAACUCUACACGCAAUGACCGGAAGGAGGGGAGCACUAUGCAGUGUGCUCUCCUCCUGCCAGUCACCCGAGGAUUGCGCCCCCCAGGCCAGUGCGCCCUAAGGCGGCCGCUUGUGCCGCCUUAUGGUAGCACCGGCCCUGACAAUAGUGCUUUAAGUGCGGAUGGAUAGGAUAGGCAAACUGUAAUUAUGCUGCAAAUAGUAGCUUGAGAAAAGAAUAAACAGCGGUAACUUAGCAAGUGUAUAUGCUCGGGUCAGCUGAACACAAUCCACUUAGCCCAUACCUGUGUCUGCCAAGCUGCAUCCAGGCAGGUGCGUUAAAGAAUUCGGGCUUACUGAGGCAUCACAUUGUGCGGCAUCACUGCAGCCACAGGACCCCUUUGUUAUCUCUAGACGGUAGCCUCCAUGUCCCAGGUGGCGGUGCUGCACUCCGGUACGUGGGUUGCGGAUGUUUAUACAAAAUUUGGUUCCCCUCUGAGGAGAAGGACACUGAACCAAUGCAGUUGCUGGGGGCUGUGCUGAAAACGUGGUCAGUGUAGCUUGCUUUCUCCGGUCUUCCCAGCCCUUCCAGAACCGCUGGCACAUGGCUUCAAACAAUGCAGAAAAUUCUGUUUCCCAUAUAGUCUGGGUGACUAUAGUGUCCCUUUAACUAUAUAUUUAUGAAACAUUCACUUGAUGUGUUGUAUUACAAUGUUUAAAAUCAAAGAGUUAAUUUGGUCAGCAUCUUGGAUUAGAAAUUUCUGGAUACAAAUUUUUUUUUCAUAAUUUUAAGAAAUGAACCAGCCUAUAAUGCCAGAUAAGUUAUGUGAAGACCCAUUACCUUCUUAUUAAGAUAUAUAUGCAUUGAGCUACUCGUGUUCUGAUUUACUAUUUACAUUGGAUUGAAAUGAGAAUCUACUUUCUGAGCUUCUAUGUGGAUCAACCACUAUAUAAGUUCUUCAGUUGUUUUGUUUGACGUAGAGAUUACAUCUGGCUAUUAUUGUUCAUUGAGUAAAUGGAAGGCAGGCAGCAUUUAAAGAACCCUGUAGUUCAAACUCCCUAUUAUGAACUAAAACUAAUAACAUCCCUACUAGCUAAAUAAGAGAUGAUUUUUCACAUCUUUUAUAUAUCUUAAUUUAAUUUUAAUCAUGUUUAACCUAAUUCCUUACAACCUAAAUUUAAAUAUUCAUAAUUAUUAAUAAUGGCCAUCAUUAUAAUUUAAGGGCACAAGUAUAGUAUCAGGUAAUCCCCUAAAAUAUGUAUUAAAACCCUUUCUGAGAUCUUUUCCAGGGGGGCAAACAACAGAGAGUCUUAGAAUAUAUUUCUGGUUAGUUUAUCUAGAGACACCAUGAGUUACAAAUGUAUAUAUUUGGAUGCAUGGGUCUUAAAGAGGAAGUCUUGCAUGUGUAAAAAUGAAACACGUUGGGCCAGCAGUAUUUAUACUUUAUCAUUUUAUGGAGUAAAUCUUUGUGUACCGUUUGGAGGUAACCAUAGAGGAGAGAGCCUCCGGAACAUUGAGGAGAAGCACCCUUUGAACAUUUAUCCAGCUUUUCUGUGAAUUUAUCCAGAUAUUUACUUCGUAACAAUAUCAUACUGUCGUUGUUCUUUGCAUAUUUUUUUGUUUUAGGAAUUUAGUUGUAACCCCAAAUUUAUUCUAUAUAUGAAAAUAUUCAACAUGUCUAUAACUUUUGUUUUGCUGCAGGGACUCUGAUUUUAUUGCAGACCUAUGUUAAUUAUGCCAUUAAUGAGUUUCCACCCAUGUAUAUUCUGUUAACUCCCAGUACCAACUUCAUGUGAAGGUCAAGUGGGUUUAUUCAAUGAAGUGGAAUUUGUAAAGAAUUAACAAGGGAAAUUCAAAUUAUGUCCCAAAAAUGGCUAAAUUAGAAACAUUGUGUAAUCCAAACUUGACUAUUUUGGUCUACAAUUUGAAAAACGUUUGCUGAAUCUCCACACAUUUUACUUGGUGUCAGAAAAUGCAGAACAAGUUAGUCCUAUAUCUUUUGUUAAAAUAAUAAUAUUAAUAAUAAUUAUAAUAACAUUAGAGUGUCUCUUUGCAUGUUGAUCCUUUAACAUACAUUUGUUCUGAGUUCCUUUCAAUUAUUUUAAUCAGGCAACAACUGCCACGUACUUUUGUGGAUUUUUUUAUUUAUAGAAUGCUUCCUUACAUUUUAUUUGUUUGCCAAUUCUUAUAUAAUUCUCUUUUCCAAAGUGCUUAACAAAAAAAAAAAAAAAAUAGCUUAUGAUCAUAGGUAGGGUUACAAAUAGCGGGAAAUAUAUUUAGACAAACUGGUACAAAACUAUAUAUGUAGCAAAUUUAUAAAAUGUGCUCUCCAAGAUUUCUCAUGACAUUAGAAUCUAAAGGAAUAAUAUGUACUGAACAAAAAAGCAACACAUGAGAAAAUACAAUUGUUAACUAAGAAUAUGGGUUACAUCAUGAAGAUCUAUUUUGGAUACGAGCAAUUGAGAAGUUAAAGGGACACUACAGUCAUCAAAACAAUUUUAGCUUAAUUAAACAGUUUUUGUGUAUAAAUCAUGCCCCUGAUGUCUCACUGCUCAAUUUCUGCCAUUUAGGAGUUAAAUCACUUUUGUUUCUGUCCAUGCAGCUAUAGCCACAUCUCCCCUGGUUGUGACUGAUACAACCUGCAUAAAAAAAAAAAAAAUUCAAUCAGAUAACUUAAGAAGUUUUUAUCUCCUCCUUUGUAAAUUUAACUUUAAUCACAUACAAUAGGCCCAGCAAGCUAUUUUUAUCAGGGCAGGAGAUAAGACAUUCUAAAUUAAACAGACUAUAAAAUCAAGGAAGUUAAACAUUAAAUCUCACUUUACAAGAAGUGUUUGGGAAUGUUGUAUAUGUCAAUUACAGAGAGGUGUGGCUAGGGCUGCAUAAACAAAGUGAUUUAACUCCUAAAUGGCAGGGAAUUGAGCAGUUAGAUUGCAGUGACAUUAGCUGUACGUCAAAACUACUUAGAUAAACUAAAGUUGUUUUGGUGACUAUAGUGUCCAUUUAAUGAAGUGGUAAGCAGUUAAUUACAUUCUGUAAUUUCACGCAAAAGGAGAAAUAUGGUUUAUAAAUUGAAGUGAAGUAUGAUUGUGCAAAAGGGAGAGAAAUUCAUGUCAAUUAUGUAAUGUUUAGUGCUUGGCCUACAACAGAUGCAUGCACUCCCUAUCCACUAAACAGCUACUUUGGUGCUGACGGAUUUUGUAAGUUUUAUUAAAAAGACCUAAUCUAGGCAAAAAAUAAUGGGGGUUUAGUUACAUUAUUAUUAUUAUUAUAUGAUCAUACAUUGCAUAAGCCUGCCACAACGUCAAUGUACCCCAUAUUCGAUUGAUGAUUUACCAACUGCUUACGCACAGCUCAUGGUUAAUAUUUCGGCCUGUGCUUUCCUGUGCUUUUUCAGAGUACUGGUGAAGGAAGGACACUGGAACUGUACAUCUGAAAAGUGCAAGACUAAAAUUGACCUAAUUACAGUGGGGACUGCGGUGGGAUGUUUACCACCUAAAAGUAUUAUUUUUAUUGACUAAUAUAUAAUCAUAAAGAAUAUGCCAUCAUAAAAUAUUAUAUGUAAUAUAUAGAACUACCUGUUUUAGUGUGCGCUGUACUGAAAUGUAUUUGCAACACAAAAUUACUUUUUCUCCACAGUCCUGCAAUGUGUCACUGCUUGCCUUUCUUCAAUUUCUGAUUGGAUGUCCUCCCGCUUUCUGAAACUCAAUCUCUCUAAAACUGAGCUUCUUAUUUUUCCCCCUCAUAAUGCUGAUCUUCCAUCUUCGCUUUCCCUGCAAGUUGACGGUAGUUGCAUCAGUCCAUCCUUGCAUGCCCGUUGUCUUGGUGUUAUCUUUGAUCCUGGCCUCACCUUUGCACCACAUAUCCAGUAUGUUGCUAAAACCUGUCGAUUCCACCUUAAAUAUAUCGCCCACAUCCGCCUCUUUCUCACGCAAGAUGCUGCCAAGGAGGUUAUUCGUGCUAUAGUAAUCUCUCGCAUGGACUACUGUAAUUCUCUUCUAGUUGGUCUUCCCAAAUGCUGAACUGCCCCGCUACAGUCGGUAAUGAAUGCUGCCGCCAGGCUGAUCUUUCUCACCCAUCGCUCCUCCCAUACCUCUCCCCUCUGUCGAUCCUUACACUGGCUUCCUGUAUCCUAUAGGUGUCAAUUCAAAAUACUAACCUUUACCUAUAAAGCUCUAGCCCCCAAUACAUUUCUUCACUGAUUAAUAGAUAUGCCCCUUCUCGGUCUCUCCGCUCUGCCGGUGACCUUCUCCUGUUUGCUGCUCGCACCCUUACUGCUAACUCGCGCUUGAAGGACUUCUCGUGGAUGGCUCCCUUCUUUUGGAACAGCCUGUCUACCCCCAUCAGACUCUCCCCUAGUCUUCAAUUAUUUAAGAAGUCCCUCAAAACACAUCUGUUCAGAAAUGCUUAUGGACUCCCAGAGUAACUUAUCUAUACUUAUCCAAAUCUGUCUCUCGCUCUCCUAAAAGAGGCAUACUCCACUCUCACUUCCAGCUCUGCUGCUUUUCAACCUUGUUUGGUGGCUGUCACCCUUGCUGCCCUGUUGUGUAUUUGUACCCCACCUCCUGUAGACUGUAAGCUCGUUUGAGCAGGGCCCUCACCUACCUAUUGUUCCUGUAUCACUGUGUAAUUGUCUAAUUUUUUGUAAAUAUACCCCUUUCAUAAUAUUGUAAAGCACUGCAGAAUUACUUGGCGCUAUAUAAAUACCAUUAUAAUAAUAAUAAGGUAAAUAAAAAUAAGAUAAAACAUAAAACAUAUCAGAAGGAGAAAAGUCCUACCAAAUUCUUGAAAAUCCAUAAGCAUGGACAUUUAUUGUUUGUAAGCACUAAGGGUGAAUAAAAUAUUUUUAUUUUACCUAUUUACUGCUUACUUAGGACUGAAAAUAAUAGAAUGUCACAAUAUUAUUUGUGGUGUUAUGGAUAUAUAUAUAUAUAUAUAUAUAUAUUAUGUGAUGGUUUAGCAUCAUUCAUUGAUCAAUACACUUUCUAAACAAGCUUAUUUAAAAUAUAUAUAUUUUUUUUUUUUUGUCCAAUACUUCUUAUACAGGGGUGCCCAAAAGGUAGAUCCACAGACACUUUAAAACUACAGCUAAAUGCAUGCAAAGUAUCAUGGGAGUUGUAGUUCUAAUAAAUUUUGUAAAAUGUAACAUUUGAUGUUAGAAGCAGUCUAAACACCAAGCUUGGCAACGCUUAUGAUGCAGAGAGUACCCACUCAGUUAUGAGAGUGUCUAAUAACUGAAGAUACAAUCCCUCCCCUGUAAUGACACAAAGGAAGCGUUAUUGCUUACUAUUUGCAGUGCCAAUUUUGUCCAACUUGUGCGUGUGAUUGGUGGAACCUAUUCAUAGUGAGGAAGGAGUCUGCUUAAAGCUGCAGGCAUCUUCUUUUAUUUUACAUUUUAGUUUUUUUUUUUGCAAUUUUGUUUUUUUAAAUAUGGUAUUUCAGACCAUGUUUACUAAGCUAAUCAUAAUGAGCAAGAUAAAUAGCUUCAAAUGGUCUACAUUUCCCUCUUUUUAUUGUGAUUUAGCUAACAAUGUCUAAAUAAAGAGCCAGAAGUGACAUUAAUGCACUUCUAAUAUUUGUUCAUCUUUUUUUCCUAGACCUUUUACGUGCGCUACAGGUUUUAACAGUAACUGCUGUUCAUUACAAAUAAAUCUUACGGAUUCAUUUGUAAAUGUACCAAAAUUUAUAUAACUAAACAGUACUCAACCAAGGUACUUAAAUAACAAAGUGUAUUCAAGGGUAAAUAAAAUCAGGAAUUAUUAUUUUCCUGAAAAGGACUGUCAGCAAGAUUAGUUAAUUAGACCUUAUAUCUAAGUCACUCCCAUUCACUUGCUUGAUUUCUUCUGUUAAACUUGUUUAAGGAAGAUCACUUUAGUGGUAAUGGUGUCAGGACUAUCUUGGCACCUACCCAGCCAAGUAGUCAAACCAUUUCAGGCUGAUUUAACAACUUACCAGGGGGCUCUGGGUGCCUGAGACAGCAGCUCUGCUUCUUGCAAGGAGAAUCCAGUUAGCUCCACCGAGAUAAGCUUAGCCACUCUCAUUGGCUAAAACGCAAUCAACUGAGCACUCUCAUCCUAUGAGCGACCUAUACAUAUCUCAGGGGAGACAUCAGACUUCUGCAGGAGAAGACACAGGAGCCCAGGGAAUUCAGGUAAGUUGUAAAACCUUUUUUAAAUGAGGUCACAAGGGUAUUUAUACCUUUUUUACAACAUAACUACUAUGGUGUCUUUACUUAUUUUACAUUAUUAAGUCAGCUUACGCAAUGCAAUAUACAGUUUAUGUCAAACUGUAUUAAAAAAGUGUUAUGAAUAUGUUUCAUUAUGAUUGCUAGCUGCAUGAAAUGUAUAAGAUCUUUGCAGUUUGACCCAAAUGAUGGGCCAACACUUCCAGACUACAGAGCGAGCUUUGUACUCAGUCCAGAUGUUUACAAAUAGCUAACUAAAAUGUUAUCAUGGCUUGUGCUAUUAAAAAAUAUAUUAGAUAAUAACUAUAUCCAUAGAUCUUUUUUUUUUCUUUUAUGUUGUACAUUAUUAUUGUUCUGUCCUACUUGUCAAAGCCCAUGCAAUAAUUUCUUUAAGUUGCAGGUUCAAUUCACACUUGGCAACAGUGAAUAUUUAAUUCAAGGUGUUCAUUGUCAUUGGGAAGACAGGAUGUAACAUAUGACUGUUAGAAGUAUGAUGCUAAAACUAGUGGUAACACUUGCAAAGCUGAAAUAGACCUGCUGCAAAGUAGAAGAAAUUACAUCCACAUGCAAGCUUACUAUGCAUUAUGAUAAAAAAAGCUGACCUGGUUAUUUUAGAUGUGCACCAUCUCUGAAAACGUUGAUGAGUGCAUUCGCAUUGAGCAUAUGCAUGAGCUUAUAAUACCUUGAAUUUAAUACUAUGUGCACAGCAAACACGGUUAAAUAGGUAUUUGUGGUGCACUUUCCCUCAAUCUUAGUGACACCAGAUGACAUCACCCAGCUGUCGGGAGAUCAGACAAACUGAGGGUAAAAUCAAGUUGACAGGUCUCAAAUAAAUACAAAGGUUGGAAAAUGAGAGUAUAUGUCUACAUGUGUGUGUAUAUGUAUGUACAUCUAUUGCUCCAGAAGGCCAACUACUCAGAUGACUACGCCAAUUUCAAAUUGUACACAGAUGGUAGAAUAAAACAAUAGUUGUGCCAAAAUAAGAGUAGGACUAGCUCUAACAAGGUUGGACAGGUGGUUUGUGUAGUAUGGUGAGAUAAUUAAUGAUUACGCUUUCAGUAUAUUGUAAAGCCACAGAAUACAUUAGCAAUAUUGGUUUUAGAAGAAAAAUUUAUGCUUGACCACUUUAUAUUGAUUUUUUUAAAUUUAAUGUCUGAUUGGUAGAACAGAUGGGUUUCAGAUGAAUUUGAUUCAGGUUUUUACUAUACCACAUGUCUACAUUAAUAAUGUUUUUAAUUGAUAAUAUGGGAAACAUGUAGCGUAGAGGCAACACAUUUAUGUGUCUGAGCAGAAUGCAAACCUUCAAGGUGACUCUUGUUCACGUAUGAUCUACAAAUAACAGGCUUUAAACAAUUCUUACCCAAUUCAUUGUUUAAAUGGACAGAAUAUUUGAUCAAUUUGUGUUAAAAUCAGAAUGUACAGUAGGAGUUUGUAUUCAGUUGACUAUGAAUAAAACAUGCAGUGUUUUAAUAAAAAGUACUCUAACAGGAAUUUAAAAUAAAAAUACAGAAUUUCAGUUAAUUAAUGCAAUUAAUUUAAAUUCAAAAAGAUAAAUUGAGUUUACAGUUGCCAAACAGUGACUUUGGUUGAGUUGGAGAAUCAGCUAUUUUAGCCUCAAUUUUGACAUUCACAUUGAAUUCACUAACUUAAUUGUUUAGUGAAAAACCUGGUAAAUAGGAACUUUAAAUAGAACACUGCAAAUAUUUUACAAGUCAUUAUGACCAGCAAAUAAAUUAACUAAAACAAUAACAAUUGUUUCUACCUAAUCAUUUUUCAUGUAUAAGUGGCAUGAAAAUGACCAUGUUUAAUUUUAUCGAUUCUGGACAUUUAAAGUGGUAUGAACAGUAAAAGAGAGAUCUCCAUUCCCUCCCUACACACAAUCACCAUGGGAUACAUUCAUCAAAGGAGAAACAGAUUCAGUGUCACUGUUAGCUUAUGUGUUGUUGCAGCUGCAUUCACUGUUUAAUUUGUUGCAAGUAAGACUUUCCUUCUUCAGAAUUAAACCUAAAUUGAACUGUAUGUCUAAAUGCCCACACAAUUUCUUUACCAUUCUGUUUUAAUAUAUACCUACGGAAAAGCUUUAUGCGGGAAUCAAUCUUGGUCGUCCGUCAGUUGCAAUAUAUGAAAUUUCCUCCAACUUUCAAAAAUACUCGCCUAUCAAAAGGACAGAUUUGCAGAUUUUAUCUAUACGUGGAGUACACAAAAUAUAUUAUUAGAGAAACAGAAUAUUCUGCAACAUAAAUAAAUAUUCAAUGAAAUAUAUCUCUUUGUAAACCUUGAUUUAUGAUUUAGGUCACUAUGAAAAUUAUUUCAUGCAUAUCUUCCCAUUUCUUAUAAGAGAGGUGAACUAUUCUUUUACCUUUAUUACUUCAGUGUGUAUAAAUAAAGGUCUGUUGUGGGUUCAACUUUAUACUCUCUUUAAACUUAUGCGAUAAUGGUUCAAGUUGUAUAUGAUUAGAUAAUUAUUUUCUAUACUAUUAUCGAAAACCCUGCUAUCUGUCAUGAAUUUGUCAGCCUUAAAAAGGAAUUUAAGCCCAGAAAAGCAUCUAUUUUUUGUUUGGUUAUUUCAUCCUAAAAGUCAAAACUGGUAUUGGGUAUCUGUGUAAAGCUAACGUAGAAAUGCAAUGUAAUGACAACAUUAUUACCAAUUUAAAGGAACAUUCUAGCCACCAAAACAACUUUUGCUUAAUGGAGCAGUUUUUGUGUAUAGAUUGUGCAUCUGACGUCUCACUGCUUAAUGUGCUGCUGUUUAUGAGUUAAACUACUUUUAUGUCUGUUAAUGCAGGCCUAGCCACACCACUCCUGGCUGUAAAUCACACAGCCUACAUAAAAAGGUAGUUUCAUUUGUCAGAUGAUAACUUACAUUAGUUUUUAUUAGCUGCUCUGUAAAUUAAACUUUAAAGGGACGCUAUGGUCACCAGAACAACGACAGCUUAUUGUAUUUAUUCUGGUGAGUAUAAUCAUUCCCUUCAGGCUUUUUUGCAGUAAACACUGUCUUUUCAGAGAAAACAUUACAGCCUAGGGAUUCCUCCAGUGGCCACUUCUCAGGUGGCUACUAGAGGUGCUUGCUGGGGCACUGCCAUUCAGUAUCUCCACCCUCUGCAUGGAGACACUAAACUUUCCUCCUAGAGAAGCAUUGAUUCAAUGCAUCUCUAUGUGGAGAUGCUGACUGGCCAUGGCUGUGUUUGGCUUGUGCUGGCUCUGCCCCAGAUCUGCAUCCUUGACAGUCUCAGCCAAUCCAGUGCUUUCCUAUGGGAAAGCAUUGUGAUUGGCUAUUGAUCAACACUUCUGAUGAUGUCAGCCAAGCAGGCAGAUCAGGGGAAGAGCCAGCAGCAGACUGAAAUAAAAUUUUACUAUUGUGAUGAACUGGACCUCGUCACGGGUUUUGGAGGGGCAUACUUUCCAGCCUCUUGCCCUGUGACUAUGUACCAGUCCAUCCAGCAGAAGAGCUGGCAUCUGGACAGAGAACAACUAAUCUCUGCCCUCUCCUUUCCCAUUGUCCAGGGCCUGACUACCUGCAGGCCACCCCAGCAGAAGCGCUGGCAACUGGGCAGAGCACAGUUAGCCUCUGCCCUUCCCUAGUUCCUGGAUCAAGGACCAGGGGAGUGUGCAGAAUGGUCUGUCUGGUCUUGGAAUGUUGUGUCACUGCUUUGUCUAUCAGAAAAUGUUGUUUUGAGCCUCUGGUGUUGUUUCCAAUUCCCUCCUGAGUAUGGCAAAUGUAUUGACUCAUACGCCUAUCAAUCUUGGAGUCUAAGAUGCCUGACAAGACCUUCCAUGUGUAGUGGAGCCCUAGUCCUAACAGGGACUCUUCUCCGCUGGAUCCACAAAAGUACAAUCAGAAACAAGAAAAACACCAAACAAAUAUCCCACCUCCUCCCCAGCAACUGGAAGACACACAGUUCUAGGAGUACAACUGGUUUUAUUCCUGCCACACACAGCUUUUAUACAUUGCUCCUAGCAUGGGGUCACAAUUACAGGGCUUUUCUUCCCAAGAUCCUCUGUGCCUAAAAGAGAUAAUUGCGUGAGGAAAAACUAUAACUUAAUUAUCCUUAAGGUACAGAAAAAUCUACAAUAUUUUAAAACAUCCAAAAAUCCAUUUUAAUAACUUCAGAACCCCAUGAAAGUCAUAUCACCGAAUAGCUUGGAUCUGAGCGCACACUUUGCCACAAUAUCACUCAGAUCAGGAACGCCAUUUGAACGAAGUUUUGACCGGUCGGCCAUGAGGUGAUGCCCCAAAACAGUUCCAUAGAAAACAAGGCAAUGACCGGUCAUCUUUCAGGGGUUCUCACACAAACACUGGUGAAUCCAUUCCCUGCUUUUAGGGUAGGAAUGCUCCCCCUGAUAAAAACAAGUGGUAAAAUAUUCAUAUGUGAAAAAUUACACUCAAGAAACACAAAACUGUACAGAUAGAUAUAGCAGUGAAACCAAUCACUACAUUUGACUAUCAAUAAAAUAUAAUUUUUUUAAAUGUAUACAUGAACAGCACACGUAAUACAUAAAUAUAAUGUGUAUAAUAUUAAAUUCCUUCUAAAACUAAAAAAGAAAAACAUACAAUAUCAUAGCGCAAUAUGUUAAUGCAAGUAAAUUAAUCUAUUUUAAGGAAUAACCAUGCAGUAAUUGGCAAAUAUGCAAAUUGUGUAGUCAUGAUUGCGAGGUAUGGAUGCACACGUUGGCAAUCAUAUAUACACGAUUGUUUUUAUAUCUUUACACUGAAUUAUUUUUUACAUUAAACAUUUCCUUUCUCUUUUUCUCUCUUUUUUUUUUCUUCUCUUUUUCCCUCUGAGAUAAUUUAAUACAAGAAUCAGGAUAUGUAUAAAGUAAAUUUUUAUCCCUCCCUCUCUAUAAAGAAAAAAGACAAAAAAAAAUAAAAAUAAAAAAAGAUAGAAUAUAUAGAUAAAAAUAAAAAUAAAAAUAAAAAAGUACAAUUAUAGUAAUUCUUUCUUUUAUAAGUCUACAUUUCCAAUUUUAUUUAGUUUAUAGAAUUUCAUAUCAAACGUCUAUAUCAAUCUUUUUUUUUUUCUGUUCUCGUUCUCUUUCCCUCGUCUCCCUUCCCUUCCCUCUUCUUUCGUUUGUUUUGUACCACCUAAAUUUUAUUAGCCGUCUGUAUUAAUGAGACUAUUUUGCUUAUUUCUUUCCCCUUAUUUUCUUUUAAUUUCCUCUCAUUUCAUUUCCACCUCACCCAAAUUUUUUCAUAAAUGUGUUGUUUGCCUUUUAGCCUAUAUGCCAUUUCCUCGUAGAUUUUGGUAGUAGAGAUCUUUUCUCUUAUUAUACUUAAUGAUGGCACCUGUUUUGUUUUCCAUAAACUGGCUAUAGCAUUUUUUGUAGCCAUCAAAAUAUGUAUAAUUAACACUUUUUCUUGUGGCAAUAUUCUCUCUGGCAUAAUGUGUAGUAGGAAUAUUUCUGGUUGCAGGGGUAUCAAUGUGUUUGUAACUUUAAAAAUUAAUUGUUGAAUGUGUUUCCAUACAUCAAUAAUUUUUUUACACUGCCAAAAUAUAUGGGUCAUAGAUCCUUCCAUUUCCCCACAUCUCCAACAUGUCCCCACGUUCUCUGGAUAUAUUUGCGCCAAUUUUUGUGGCGUCAUGUACCACCGUAGCCACAUUUUGUAUGUUGCUUCUAUGUGUUGUAUAUUAUGUGUGGCAUCCUUAGUUGAUCUCAUAGCCCUAUACCAUUAAAAGGGCUCCCACUCGUUGUUUAGCUCCUUCUCCCAAUUUAACAUAAAAGGUAAUUUAUCUGGUUUUGUUAGAUUUAAUAUUCCUCUGUAGCUUAUUGAUAGCGGUUUAUCUUGGGGUCGUCUCCCCAAACAUAGCCUUCCAAAGUCAUUCACCCUAGAAUUUUCCACCUCCUUCACUUGAAGUUUCAUUAAAAUAUGUUUCACUCUGAGAUAUGUAUAGAGUUCCCUGUUAUGAAGAUCGUAUUUAAUUUGUAUAUCUGGGAAUUGAUGUAAAGCUGAGCCUGCUAUUAGAUGACGCGUUUUUGUUAAUCCUUUCUUUCUCCAUGUUGUUAUAUUUAAAUCUUUUGUAUAAUAAGUUAAACUUUGCAGAGUUCCAUAGUAAAAAUAAUUGCCUUUCCCCAAAAGUUUAGGGGCCCAGUAACUCCACAACCUCAGAGCUAUUUGUGUUGUGGAUAGGAAAUUAUAGUUUAAAUUAAAAAAAAAAAAAGUGUUACUGAAGCCGAAAAUAAGUUAGAAGAGAUUGUAAAAUGUAUAAAAGUAAAAGAUGGUAAUAGAAUAUCUUGUAUUGUGAAUGGUAUCUCUCUAUUUCCGUAUAUUAUUUAUUUAUUUAUUUAUUUCUUCUGAUGCACAGUGUUGUGUUUUUUCUGUAAUUUGAAAAAGUGAAAUAAAGAUUUAAACAUGAAAAAAAAUAUAAAAAAAAUAUAUACACGAUUGCCGGCAUAGAGGUUAACAAGAGGUUAAAUUGUACACUCCAGACCCCUAAAGCACUUCAGCUUGCUGACAUGCUUUAUGUGUGAAGAGUGUGCCCUCUUUAUUUUUCCAGUUUACAAAAAGUGCAUAUUUCAAUAGAGAUUUUUUAAAUUAAUCUUGUUACGCAACCUAAGGUUGUCAAUCAGACUGGUCCUGUUUCUUCCAGGUUGUUGAGCUGAGUGGAGCUAAAUUCAAGAGCCAGGUAAUGGCUCUAGAGCACCUGGCUUGCAAAGACUUUUCAUUGAGCUGCAUUUGGAAGACAGCCACGGAAAGUUUGGGCUAGGUUAGAGGAGGAAGGCUUGCAAAGGCUUCAAAAAUGCAUAAUUAAAUACAUGAAUGCUUUAUUUAGGGUAUAUCAACUAAACAGUAGACAUGCAAUUUGCAAAGUGAUGUUAUCUGUGUCACCAUUGGCUCUAUUUCUAAAUCUAACCCCAACCUCACCAUUAGCUCUAUUUAUAAAUCUAAACCUACCCCUAAUCAUAACUCUUACACUAUCCCUACAACUGUCACUAGGUCUAACUCGGACAUCAAACCUAACGCUACACUAACAGCAAUCCUAACCCUACCCUUAACCCCAACACCAGCCCUAACCAUUUGUGAGUUCUUUGUACUGUGAGACCACUGCUUGAGUCCCUGCAUGCUUCUGCAUGCGCCCUUUCCAAUCACACAGUGAUUGGUGCUGUGCAAAUGACACAUAGAGAAAAGGACAAGCAUGAAAAAUAAAAUAAAAAAUUUACCAAGCUUGGUUAGUUAGUGAUAUAGUAUUAUCUAGUGAGAAAUUAGUUAAUACGCAUUAAGUGACGGGAGGUUAGAGAGAUUGUAUUUUAAGUGAUAAUGGAAUAUCAAAGACUAGAUGAUAGAGAAGCAUUUGGUGAAUAAAUAACGGUUCUAUGCUCUGUGUUACUCUGAAUCAUUCUACAUUUCCUCAACUAAAACCACAGUAACAAUAUCUGAAAUCUAUUCCCUACUGAUUGCAUGUAAAUGUCAUAUCCAUCUUCUACUAAUAUCUAGGGCAGCGUUUCCCAAACCAGUCAUCAAGACCCACCAACAGUCCAGGUUUUGUUAGUAUCUCCAUUGGAAUAAAACAGAGAAAUACAUAAAUCCUGGACUGUUGGUGGGCCAUGAGGACUGGUUUGGGAACCACUGAACUAGGGCAUUGGUAGGCAAACUUUGGCAAUGCAGAUGUUGUGGAGUACAUCUCCCCUGAUGUCUGCAAGCAUUAUGGAUGAAAGACCAUUAUGGUAGAUAGGGUCCCUAACAUCUGCAGUGUUGAAGGUUGCCUACCCCCGAUUAAGGUUUAUUGUCAAGUGAUGUCAAUAGUGAUAUCACAUAAGAUUCAUGUAAGCACAACAUGGUGACUAAUUCUACAGCUUCUUGGUCAUUGUGAAGGCCAUAAAGUUUUGCCUCAACAAUCAGCAGUAUAUUCCCCCAGUCAAAGCAUGGAUAUAGCCCAACUUAGUUUAGACUGAACAGAAUGUACUGUUACAUCUUAGUAAAUAACAUUAUUUUAAGGAAAAAAUAGUAUAUCCAAUUUCAUUAAUAGAUAAAAAAAAAAUCAGAACCUCAUCGAAGCGAAAAUCUAUAUUUCAGUAUAGUUACUGAUAUAUUGGAUUGCAAUAUGCAUUAAAAGCAGAUGGACAAAAAGUGCUUGUGCUGGCUUACCUGACAAUAAACUCACAUUUACAACUCCUUUUAUAGGUCUAUAGAGGCUUUUUUUCAAUUUAUUGUUUUCAUUGUCUUUGUUAGUAACAAUAAAAUAUUGCACAGACAUAAACGAAUGGAACAUAUUACAGAUUAUUUUUAGGAUAGCAUCUCAAAACAAAUAAAUGUGCAAACAAUUAAAUUAAUAUAAAUAAAACCACAAAUAUGUCAUUUAAAAGAACAAAAAAAUUUUAAAUUAACAGUAAAGGGGUUCCAGAAAUACACUUGAUGUCAGAUAAAGUUCAGUUCUCAAGAGCUUUAAUAUAAUAUUCCUAACAUUUAAAAGUAUUUUGAGUACUUUUAUCUUUAGAAUGUAGUGACAAGAGGUUUCUACGUCUAAAUAUAUCAACUAACAUGCAGAAAAAAAAAAGUUGGAGGUGAAACUUACUUUAUAUUUAUUUGUAUUAGAAGUGCAUUAAAAUGUUAUAAUUUCACUUAUCUCAUCCAGUUAUAAUGAAAAAAACUUUUGAACAAAGAAAAUGUUGAUGAGCCUAUAUUUUCUAAAUUACAUUUGAGCUUGUUUGUUUUUAAAUGUAUGAUUACAUUUGGUUAAAUUGUAGAAUUAAUUAAGUUUAAUUUGCAUUCCUGAAAUUUUUCAGCAGAUAUUCUUUUCAAAAUGUUUCUUUCUUUAAUUUUUUUUUUUUUUUAUAUAUGUUUUCAUUCAGGAGCUGGGGUAACUUGUCAACCAUCUUGAGGACAGCAUGAUUGCCACAGGAGGUCUCCUGAGGAUCUCUGCUCGGAAACAAGAUCCCCUCCGACCCAAAAGCCAGACUCCGAAAAAAAAGCGAAAAGCAAAAAAGAAACGCAAGAAUGAUGUUGUUGUGGUGAAAGGCAAACUUAAACUUUGUUCCAUAUCUGGAUUAAUUGCUCUUUUUGGAAUUUUGGUACUUUUAGUUGGAGUUGCAAUGGCUGUUAUGGGUUACUGGCCAAAAAGUAACUCAGUAUACCAUGGAAAUCUAGGGAAAAAUCAAGCCAAAUAUUCAUCAGGUGAUAAAAAUAUAAUUAGUGCAAGUAAAAAUCAAUCCCGGAGGAAUCAAAGCAGCUCUGAAUCCAUUCUGGAUGUACCUAAAACAAUAGACAGAAACAUUACUAGAAGCCUUCAGCAGAAAAAGUCUCCUGGUUUUCUUGCUGGCCUGUUUUCUGGGUACUUGCAUUCUGAUAAUCUGAAAGUUUUUGGUCCACUUAUAAUGGGUAUUGGAAUAUUUCUGUUCAUUUGUGCAAAUGCUGUUCUUCAUGAAAACCGAGACAAGAAAACCAAGAUAAUUAACUUGAGGGAUUUGUAUUCUACUGUGAUUGAUGUUCAUGGCAUGAAAUGUAAGGAUGGAGCUCCUUUAAAUGGAUUUGUGAAUUAUGUACAAUCUCGGAGUAUGGAUGUUAAAGCUGGGGAUACAUUUGGGGCUGCCAUGCUUGCCAAAACCUCUUGGAAUUCAUCUCUUGGUGGACCAAUUACUUUCUCCCCUCCAAAUUUAAGAGAGACAAGGACGUCUUCUCCUAAGUUAUAUCGCCAACCACCAGAUUCCCCCUGUAUGGCUGACGCAGUGUACAGUAUUUACCGUGAGCGGUCAGCCUCUGCCCUACCAUUUGAAAGAGAUUUGGGGAGAGAUGGAGUCAAAGGUUCCCCCUCAGAAUCACCUGAUCUAGAAUGGGGCAGAAGGAGUAUGUGCUCCAUUGUUGGGUCCUCCCUCAGUGCAUUCACAUUGCCCAUUGUGAAAUUAGAUAACUGCCUUUUAGAGAAGAAAGAUGAACCUGUUGUUGAGAAUAAAAGUGCCAAAGAAGUAUCCAGGGGGGAGAUUGAAUUAAGUUUAACCAAUUUUAGCCAUGCAGACUUAAACUGGGAAAUUCCCAAGACCCAUCGGAAAUUGUUAAGGCGCCAGAGCACAAGCUGUCUGCCUGACCUUAGGAGAUCUACGUCACCCGGGCCUUUGUCUGAUUUGGGUAGCCAAUCUUUAAGUAGCACAGAUCUCGACUGUAGCCUUUUGGUGAAAGCUUCAGAACAUAACAAUACAAAGCCUGUGGUUCUUGUGGAUUCACUCACAAUAGCACCAUUGAUCAGGAAAGAUUCUCAGAGCUCCGAGUCUGACCAAUCAAGCAAUAAGGGCUAUAUUCAUCUUGAGGAGGCAGGAACCUCCUUUGAGUCUAUUGACACCUCAGCCAAUAAAAACCAAGACUGUGAAGAAUUUAGGGAUAAAGAAAUGCAUUCUUUGGAAGGUACCAGCAAAGAACAAAAUAUAGGAACACUUCAAAGGCAGUACACUAAUAAAGAAAAACUACUGAUGCUGUCCAGAUCACAUGCUAAAAUGGAUGACAAUGAUGAUGAUGGUGAUGAUUUAGACAAUACAAGAAUUUAA
Messenger RNA from Pelobates cultripes (western spadefoot toad), 33567 nucleotides. Lineage: Eukaryota; Metazoa; Chordata; Amphibia; Anura; Pelobatidae. The record is from the annotation of a GenBank genome assembly.